UAAAAGCAAGCAUAUUAAAUUAAAAAAUGAAAUCAGAAACAAACUAUUUCUACAAGCUGACCCCACGACACAUGGCCUUAAUCUCCCACUUUUUAGCUUCUCCUGUUCUUUUCCUGCAUAACGUUUCUUCUUAUUGUUGUGUUUUAUAUAUAAGAACCUCAUCUCCUCUAUUCUCUUCCCCCUCCAAUCUAUAAAUAAUAUUACUACUUAUUUCCUCAAAUUCACUUACCAAUCAAAACAAAAUAUUUCUAAAAUUAAAGACAAAGAUGGGAUUACAAAGCCAGCUAAACGACGUGUCGUCGGAUUCAAUCCCGCUUCUUCUUGUAGCAGUAAUCGCCAACUGCGUUGGCUGUGUCCGAAAUCUGCUCCUCGAUCUAAUCCAUUCGACCGGCCUCCUUCCUUGCCCAGACCAGACCACCACGACGGUCGAUGACGUCGGAGUCCUAGGUUCGGGCCUCGCUAGCCUCCUCGUACUCGCCGAGCAGCUCAACUUAAACAAGGUUUCCUCGUACAGAUAUUGUGGCGGGGGAGGAAGGAGCUCUGAUUGCAUGGUGUGCUUGUGCAGGCUAAGAGAUGGGGAGCAGGUGAGGAAACUCGAUUGUUGCCACGUAUUUCAUAAGGAUUGCUUUGAUGGUUGGCUUGAUCAUCUCAAUUUUAAUUGCCCGCUUUGUCGAUCCACUCUCAAAACCGAUCAGCGCGUCGGUUUCACGCGGAGGCGCAUCAGUGAGGAUUUGCUUGCCUGGUUUUCUUUGCGGUGAUUGGUUGGGUGACGAUGAUGAUGGUUCCGCGUAUGGUUUUGGUGAUUCAGAAUUUUACAGAUUUUAGCUUUUUUCCCCUUUCUUCGGGACUGGAUGGAUUGGUAAUUAUCUUCUUUUUAAGUUUUGUUUUGACAGGGUCGGUUGGCAGUUUUGACCAUGGACCUUCUAAAAACUAUUUUUUUUUUAACUUUUUUUUUUCUUCUGGUGUUUUUGAAGGAUUUUCUUUUUUCACUGCUGUAAUUUUUAUUCACUUGUAUUUUUUACCACAAUAAGAAAAUAGUUAUCUUUGUGUACAAA
This is a messenger RNA of Durio zibethinus, 1055 nucleotides long. RefSeq names its product RING-H2 finger A2A (gene RHA2A). Lineage: Eukaryota; Viridiplantae; Streptophyta; Magnoliopsida; Malvales; Malvaceae. Gene Ontology annotation, biological process: protein ubiquitination. The record is from RefSeq and is a predicted model, not a curated record. Gene Ontology annotation, molecular function: ubiquitin protein ligase activity.